Staurois parvus is the source of this 1231-nucleotide messenger RNA. The record is from the annotation of a GenBank genome assembly. Lineage: Eukaryota; Metazoa; Chordata; Amphibia; Anura; Ranidae.
AUGCAGGAGCUGACAGCUCCAUUGGUGACUACUGUGGCUGUGAAACCAGGAGAAAGCCAAGAGGAGGACCUAAGUACUGAGGAAACGUUUCUAGAAAACAGACAGGAUGGUGUGUCAAGAAGACUAAUUCCACCCGCUAGGAUGAUGUCCACAGAAAGUGCAAACAGUUUCACGCUAAUUGGAGAAGCAUCUGAUGGAGGAACAAUGGAGAAUCUAAGCAGAAGACUCAAGGUGACUGGCGAUCUGUUUGAUAUCAUGUCUGGACAGACGGAUGUGGAUCACCCUCUUUGUGAGGACUGUACAGACACCCUUCUGGAUCAACUUGAUACUCAGCUGAAUAUAACAGAGAACGAGUGUCAGAACUACAAACGGUGCCUGGAGAUCCUGGAGAGCAUGAAUGAGGAUGAUAAAGAGAAACUGGAAGCCAUGUUGAAGGAGUUAGCUGAAGAUGAGGAAAGACUGAUUCAGGAAUUAGAAGAAGUGGAGAAAAAUCGAGAACAGAUGGCUCAAGACAUAGAGAAAGUCAGACAAGAAGCAGAGAGGCUGGAGCAAGAAGAGGCUCAGUAUCAGAAGGAAUACAGCGAGUUCAAACGUCAACAGCUGGAGUUGGAUGAUGAACUGAAAAGCGUGGACAACCAGAUGAGAUAUGCGCAAUUCCAGCUGGACAAACUAAAAAAAACCAACGUCUUUAAUGCCACCUUCCAUAUAUGGCAUAGCGGUCAGUUCGGUACCAUCAACAACUUCCGCCUGGGGCCGUCUUCCCAGUGUUCCAGUGGAGUGGAAUGAGAUUAAUGCAGCUUGGGGCCAAACAGUUCUGUUGCUGCAUGCCCUCGCCAACAAGAUGGGGCUCGAGUUCCAAAGAUACCGUCUUGUACCUUUUGGAAAUCAUUCUUAUCUGGAAUCUCUCACAGAUAAAUCUAAGCUUCCACUUUACUGUUCAGGAGGUUUAAGAUUUUUCUGGGACAACAAAUUUGACCAUGCGAUGGUGGCUUUUCUGGACUGUGUGCAGCAGUUUAAGGAAGAAGUGGAAAGAGGGGACACUGGUUUCUGUCUGCCAUACCGGAUGGAUGUUGAGAAGGGCAAAAUUGAAGACACCGGUUGCAGCGGCGGAUCCUAUUCUAUUAAGACACAAUUCAACUCUGAGGAGCAGUGGACCAAGGCCCUGAAGUUCAUGCUGACCAACCUGAAGUGGGGAUUGGCAUGGGUCUCCUCACAGUUCUACAACAAGUGA